AUGUUUUGCGCGUUCACUAGUCACGAGGCAGAAUUCGAUUAUCUUAAAUCCCUUGAAAUCGAAGAGAAAAUUAAUGCUAUAUGCUGGUUGCCUACUGUCAACAAUUCCUUGCAUUUACUUUCAACGAACGACAAGGUUAUAAAAUUGUGGCGCAUGUCUGAGCAGUCCCCCUUUGCUUAUAACUUCAAUUUCCGUCCUGACGAGAAGGUUGCCGAGAGUAGUGGGGAAAUUGAUGCGUUUUCAGAGGAGUGCAACGUCAGCGCCUCGGAAAAGGAGGAAAAUUGUAAUAUUGCUAAUCCUUGCCUCAAAAAGGCAGCCUCUUGUACUUUUUUGCGAAUUCCUCGCUACAGAAAGCGUAAGAACCUUACCAUAGAAGUCCGUCCGCGAAGGAUUUACGCUAACGCUCACACUUACCACAUAAAUGCUAUAUCACCCAAUUCUGACCAGGAGACUUUUAUAUCAGCUGACGAUCUGCGCAUCAAUUUGUGGCAUCUUGACGUACCUGGCCAGUCAUUCACAAUUGUGGACAUCAAGCCGGAAAACAUGGAGGAAUUAAACGAAGUGAUCACUUGUUCACGUUUUCACCCCGAACUCUGCUACAUGUUCGGAUACUCUACCAGUCGUGGCGUUGUUCGUCUGUGUGACAUGCGUGCAAGGGCCUUGUGCGAUAAUCACGUUCUCGUGUUGGAUGAUCCCUCUCUCUCUCAGAACCGAGGUUUCUUUUGCGAUAUCAUCUCCAGUCUUUCUGAUUUCCGCUUCGACCAUUCCGGAAAUUACAUUCUUGCAAGGGAUUACCUCAAUCUCAAAGUUUGGGACAUGCGAAAAAGCGAACGACCCUGUGAAGUUUACUCGGUUCAUGAGCCAUUGCGCUCGCAUCUAUGCAUGCUCUAUGAGUCUGAUGCCAUCUUUGACAAAUUCCUUUGUGCCUGGUCUGAGGAUGAUCGCUACGUGUUUACGGGUUCCUACGGCAACGUACUGCGCAUCUUUGAUCGCCACCAGGGCGCCGACUGGGCCUAUGAUCUGGGAGAGUCAGAUGUGCGUUUAACAGUCGCCACCGAUACAAGUGCUCUCCCCCUCUCCAUUCCUCCUACUCUUAACCUUCGGUCUCACCGUUCUCGUCUCCAACCGAAACGUUUCAUUUCACCGGAUUCUGAAUUGGCCUCGCGCUUUCAACUCCAGGCCGUGUGCUUGGCAAACGCAUCAGCUCUGGAUGCUUUAGUUGCCACUGCCCCUUCCUCCGUUACCAUCAUCCCUAAUAAGAGUGAACGCGCUGUUAGUUCUCCUGUUGUUGCUGGCUCAAAGCGUCGCAAGCAGACUCUCCUUCCAGUUCCCCAUCACUAUGACGACGAGGAAGAUGAAGAAGAUGACGAUGUGGAUGUGGAUGAGGACAGUGACGAAUUCGAAACCGUUGGUGGAGAGGACAUUGCGGAAGGAAUUCGCCGUGAUCCUUCCAAAGUCAAUGGAAAGUCAUCGGCCCCGUCAGCAGCAGCAAGGUCGAUGCUCACAGGCUUGCGGGAGAUUGACUAUAAACGGCGCUUUCUGCAAGUGGCAUGGCAUCCACAGCGUCUGCUCUUUGUGGCGAUGAGUGGGAAAGAAAUGUUUUUUGUCUCUGGUAGAGAAACGUCCCCUACGAGAGGUACUCCUCGAGAUCCAGCAGAUGAGGAGGAAGCGUUGGGGGAUUACGGAGAGAAUGUGGAUGAGAGAGCAAAUUCGAGCCACCCUGUAGUGAGUAGUCCUCUUGACAUUAAAGCAGCCAAAAGGCGACGAAGAAGGCAGGGCGAAACUGAGGUGCAAAUGUUGUCCAGCCUUACGGAUUUGUCAUCUGGCUCGCCACCUUUGUUAGGACAAAGUGAGGAUUUAACGUCACUGAAAGCACAAACAGCUGCAUUGCUUGAAAAGAGACGGUCAAUAUCAGAGGAUAUUCAUGAGCAGAAGUUGACAGAUGGCAAGCCUCGAGCGAAAAGGCAUGCCACUGACUUCACUGCGGAUAUGGAAUUUGAGUAG
Messenger RNA from Hydatigera taeniaeformis, 2004 nucleotides. NCBI's taxonomy places the organism in Eukaryota, Metazoa, Platyhelminthes, Cestoda, Cyclophyllidea, Taeniidae. The record is from the annotation of a GenBank genome assembly.